Messenger RNA from Acanthochromis polyacanthus (spiny chromis), 1669 nucleotides. RefSeq names its product motile sperm domain containing 1 (gene mospd1). The transcript has 7 exons. The record is from RefSeq and is a predicted model, not a curated record. Gene Ontology annotation, cellular component: cytoplasm. NCBI's taxonomy places the organism in Eukaryota, Metazoa, Chordata, Actinopteri, Pomacentridae. The coding region runs from base 288 to 1022 and encodes 244 amino acids.
GCAUGCACCGCGAGGUCUGCAGUGUAAUUAUUCACAAAGAAAAAAGGCAGAGAGAGGAGCAACAACAACAGGGUGGGAAGCAGCAGCAGUAUUGACCCCGGUUACAGCUCCAACGUUUCACCCGCCCGUAUGCUGACAACGAGUUUAACAUCAUGGCCCUAAGAAGCUGAGAGCGGGAAGUGCCUUUUCCACCUGAAGGGAGUUUACACAGCUUGGUAGUUGCUAGAGAAGAGUGGGGGGCCCAGGCAGACCGUGGACGGGGAAGGGGCUGAGCUCAGCUGGAGCCAAUGCAGCAGCAGCAUCGACAGCCUGAGCUGGUGGAAGGAAGCCUUCCCGUGUUUGUGUUCCCCACUGAGCUCGUCUUCUACGCAGAUGAGCAGUCGUCUCACAAGCAGGUGCUCACCCUCUACAAUCCCUAUGAGUUCGCUCUCAAGUUUAAAGUGCUGUGCACGGCUCCAAACAAAUACACUGUGGUGGAUGCCACCGGAGCUGUCAAACCACAGUGUUGUGUUGACAUAGUAAUCCGACACAGAGAUGUACGGGCAUGCCAUUACGGGGUGUACGACAAGUUCCGACUGCAGGUGUCAGAACAGAGUCAGCGGAAAGCUCUGGGUCGCAAAGAGGUGACGGCGACGCUCCGUCCGUCGGCCUCACAGGAGCCGCCGAGCCCCCGGCCCCAAGAUGAGGAACGCAGAAUCAAAGAGCAGUUUGCAGACAGCGAGUUUUUUGAACAGACUGCAUUUCAAACAGCUCCUGUCUCUUUAAGGCACCCCUCCAGAAAAACUCAGUCCGUUCUGAUUGGUCGACUAACCCGACGGAAGCAAGCAGAGAGCCGUCCUGUGGCUGGAGGACCUAGUCUGCUGACAGUGCUGCUGGGGCUGGUGUGUAUGGCCGCCCUGAUGCUCCCGACGCUGGGGGAGCAAGAAUCUACUGUGCCUGUCUACCUCCACUUAAGUGUUAACAAGAAACUUGUAGCUGCUUAUGUUCUUGGUCUUCUGACAAUGGUCAUCCUACGCACAUGAAGGGCUGUGAGCUGCGAGGAGGAAGAGUCUUCUUAAAGACAAAGAGAACAUUCUCACAUCGGAGGCACUACUACGCUUCAAUGAGUAGAGCUGACAACAGGGGGUCGGGUUACUUAUUCGAUUACCUCAUCCUCUGAAAAAAUACAUUUUAGCAUUCUUGUUUUUCAAAUCCCCACCUUUGUGUUACUACAUACACAAUACUGAACUGAUGCAAACAGGGAGGAGACCUGCAGAGUUUGAGUGGAGCAGUCUGUGGGGAAAAAAAACAAAACACGAGGCCGCUCAGUGUUGUUUGGCCUCUGUCUGUAUUUCUAUCGCCAUUAUGUGACAGAAUCAUGGUUAACUUGAGUGUGAAGGAAUCUACAUGCAAACCUGAUACAUGUAUAUAAAGCCAUUAAAAUUUUGUUAUGGUAUUCACCUGUAACCGUCAUUAUAUUGAUGUUUUUUGAAGCAUUUUUAGUGUAGACUGAGGACUGAAUGCAGUUUUUUUGCAGAUACUUUUUCUGAAUGGGCUUUUAUCUUUUUUUCAGCAGCAAAAUACUUCUACAUGUCACCAAAGGAAAGAUCUUCUUUUUAAGAGAGUGGUUCGUCUGCCAUACUAUAUCAAUGCUCCAUCAAAUGUUUAAUAAAGUCUCAGUACAGCAGUA